AUGCGUAAGAGCAAACAAAAGACUAAAGGUCUUGGCUUUUCUCAGCUGAUUCAUUCAAUAAGUCCGCUUUUUACGCUGAGAUAUUGGGUUGAUUACCUUCCAAUUUCUACACCAGCUCCUCGCGUUUCCAUUUCCGCUAAAAAUUUAGAAAGAAAUGCUCAACUAUUUAUUGAUGCAUUUGAGUCAGAAUCGGAGCUCGUCUCAAGUCAAUUUUCGAGUAUAGAUUAUGAUUGCUCGAGAUUCAGCGUUGUACCUCAUAAUGGACUUUCAAGUUCCUCAAAUCACUAUUCAUCUUCCCUAUUUAAAUCUCCGUCAAAUUCAGCACUACGGGUGAAGUACUGUGGUGACCUGCCCACUGGAUCUCCAAUCAAAUCAGCUCCAAAAAUUUUUGCCUUCGACGCGGAUCAGGGUCGCUUUGAAAGGUUUUCGUCUAUGGAUGAUGAAGCUCCAGAAAUUCUCAAUCCACUCGAUUUCUCACCUACAAGUCGACGUUAUCAACGUGUUCGUAAUCGUUGUGAGGAUUGGUUGGACAAAUAUUCUCAAUAUUAUGACCAACCGCCUCUUAGCGAUGCACCUUCCGAUGUCGAAGUGGAAUUAGAUACUCAAUUCUCCUCCGCCGUUAACCCGGACGACUCCGUGUCCCAAGUAGCCGCCAGAGAUGCAACCAAACAAUCAAAUUUCAAGAUCUCCCCUCCUGUUGGAAAUGCUGAUCGUGUAGCUGAGCUAGAAAGUCAAUUAGAAUUCCUUCGAGCUCAGUUGGCCGAGGUCAUCUACAAACAGACCAUGAUGGAGACGGAGAUUGAGUCCAAAAAGACUUACCCUUUGAAAGACAUGAAUGUAGAACCGUGUCACAGUUCUGUUUAUCGGGAAAUACAAAUCGCACCAACAGCAUCUGUGUCAACCGGACGUGUUCUUGAUAGUGUGCCGACUUAUUUUACAAAGUCCGAUGUCGGCAGUGACUCGGGGGUUAUGGAUGGAACCUGUUCGGCCAUUAUUUCUGCUACACUCCCAUCCUCACCGCCUCUCCAUUUAUCCAUAGGAAAGGGUGAUACUUCUUUUCCCCCACCACCACCGCCGCCACCACCACCACCUCCUCCCCCUCCACCACCACCUCCAAAUAUCGGGUGCGAUUGGAGGAGAAAACUACUGGAGAAGAGGGGCAUGAAUUCAGUGACGUUACCAGCACCCAAGUCACCGGCAGAUAUGUCUCAGGUCCUCAAAGAGCUCACAUCUGGAACUAUUAAACUCCGUGCCGUUCGAAGAUCGGUGGGUGGAACUCCUAUCAAACAGUCUACUCUGGAAUCGAAACGAUUGGAUCCUGCCGAGUUAAUUGGCCGUGCUCUCAAGGCCAAAUUCGCCAACGUUCGCUACGAGCUCGAGUCUCCUGACAAGUCUUUGGAAAGGGAUAAUCAGGGCGAAUUCUCACCGCCACCCCUCCCCGUUUUCAUAACCCCGGUGUUAAAAAAGGUCAAUCGGAACAAAGAAAAUGGUUUUGUCAGCGCCUUUCCAGGUAGAAGAUCCUCAUCCAAGUCUUCGGAAUCUAGGGUAGCCACAGCUCCUACUUUUGGUCGGCAUCUACUACGCCCGGUCAAUCGUGAAAGUCUGCCCCCCUCAAUAGCCACGGAAUUAAGUUUUGACGAUCCACACGCCCUAGUGUCCACUCCAGAACGCAGAUAA
This is a messenger RNA of Rodentolepis nana, 1677 nucleotides long. The record is from the annotation of a GenBank genome assembly. NCBI's taxonomy places the organism in Eukaryota, Metazoa, Platyhelminthes, Cestoda, Cyclophyllidea, Hymenolepididae.